AUGGCUUCACCUCAGUCAGAGGCCGAGCAGAAGGAAGCCUAUCAGUAUUGGGGCUACCUCUUCAAGCAAGAUAGGACCGGCACUGAUAUGCUCAAGAAUCUACUGCGAGGACUACACAAGACUAUAAUAACAACCAUCGAAGCGUCCGAGUCACCAGAUAUAACACCCUCUCAAGUCGCCCACUUCUACCGUGCAGUCAAUGGCAAUUAUGAUCCGCUCUUCCUAUCAACGCCUCCCUCGACCAUCGCGUUCAUUUACAAGAACCUCGGCUGCUUGCACAGUCUGCAACCCCUGGCCAACCUCGGAGACCGCUAUGCCGACCCUGUAGUGCCUGCUCUCAAGGUCGAAGGAUGGAUCAUGUGGCAGACUGUUCAACUCUUGCUUGGUCCGGAUGAACACUCCGAGUUCUUGCGACAAGCAGUACAAAAGUGGGAUGUCAAGAACCCGGACACUGGCGAGUCUUUCCCAAAGAUCCUUCCUCGGUCAUGUUUCCCGCCACAUGCAGACACAAGCAUGGUGGAAUGGUAUGAGGGAAUGAGCAGCCGUCUGCGUCGUGAGGCAGAAGAGCAAGAGCGCAUCCGCGUUCACCCAAUUGAGGACCGACCAGACACACCAAACAACUCCAAGCAUCACCGCAAGAUCAGCAGAUACUCUGACAACGCCCUCACCGACGACGAGUCACCCGAUCACAAGAACUUUGCAAUAGCAUACUUCCGCGACCCUCUGUUUAGGACGGUUGACGGUCGACCAAGUGUUGCCAGAAACGGGAGCCGCCGCCGACCUCCUCUCAGUCCUCGUGACUCUUUCGUCCACCGAAGCAAGACUGUUGCUUCCGCCUUCGGCAAUGUCAUCAAGAAUGUUGGCAGUCCACACCUAUGGGACGGCCAUGCUGCCGCAAAAGAAAAGGACAAGGAAAAGGACAAGGAUCACCGCCGUCGCAAGAGCUUGCCCGACAAGCACCACUACCAAGACCUCGACGAUGACGAAGACAGACCCCGCCAAUACAGUCGUCGAGGCUCCGCUCAAGAAACUCCACCCGAACAUCACCAUUCUUAUCAUACCCACCAUAACGAUACCUCAAGUCGUCGUCCAAGCCCAACGUACCAUGACCCAACCUCUCGCCAUCGUCGACCUCAUGGCCCAACGAGUCCACGAGAGUACUUUCCUCCCGUUGACGAUGAAGUCAAUAUGCAUCGUUCGAACUCUGGCACAUAUCUCAAACCUCGCUCGACGAGUCCACAAAAGUCUGGUUUCAUGCCCUCGGUGUCUCCUUUGUUCGCCACGCAUAUAGCCAGGGAAGGUCACAGGACAUCGUCUCGCUCUCGUCCACCUUCAGGUCGUAGUCCCGAGCGACCGGAAGUACCGAGACAGCCUGGCGAUGGCAGUGGAAGUGAUGUCGGUAGUAACAGAGGUUCUGCUCGAGGUGCAAGACCCAGAGUCGCGAGGUUCUCGGAGACACCUGCCGCAGGAGUGAGCAGCCGAAAGUACCCCGUCGAAUCUGCCUAUAGGUGA
Messenger RNA from Aureobasidium pullulans EXF-150, 1512 nucleotides. RefSeq lists its product as uncharacterized. NCBI's taxonomy places the organism in Eukaryota, Fungi, Ascomycota, Dothideomycetes, Dothideales, Saccotheciaceae. The record is from RefSeq and is a predicted model, not a curated record. The coding region runs from base 1 to 1512 and encodes 503 amino acids. The transcript has 2 exons.